UGGAAGACAGGAAUCUUGCUUGCGAAAAAAGUUUUCACUUGAUAUUUCUGAGGAAUUGGGGAGCUUAAGUUUUCAGUUUUCACCGCAUAGUUGUAGCACUUGCUGCGCUCACAAGUCUGUGACGAUGUCGUCAGAUCCGAAGGGUUCUGGAGCCAGCGCCGGCGAUAAGCAAGAUAAAGAUAGAGAGGUGGCUUCUACCAAAGUUCCGGCCAAGGAUCUUAAGAAGAAGGAUGCCAAGAAAGACGAGGAUCUCUCGGAGGAGGAUAUAGCGUUGAAGCAACAACUAGAAUUGUAUGUGGAGCGUGCACAGGACCCUGACACAUCAUUGCAGACCGUUGCUCUUGAGAGCAUGAGGCAGGAAAUUCGAACAGCAACAAGCUCUAUGACAUCCGUUCCCAAGCCACUGAAGUUCUUGCGACCACAUUAUGGUACAUUGAAGUCUCACUAUGAAAACAUGCCAGAUUCUGAUGCAAAGAAACUUAUGGCUGACAUACUUUCUGUUCUGGCGUUGACAAUGUCUGCUGAAGGAGAAAGGGAGAGCUUGAAGUAUAGGCUACUGGGAUCUGAAGGUGAUAUUGGAUCAUGGGGCCAUGAGUAUGUAAGGAAUUUGGCUGGGGAGAUUGGACAAGAAUACGCAAAGCGGCAGAGUGAAGAGGCCCAUGUUGAUGAUCUCAUGGAGCUUGUGCAGCAAAUUGUUGCUUUUCAUAUGAAGCAUAAUGCAGAACCAGAAGCAGUCGAUCUUCUAAUGGAGGUCGAAGAUCUUGAUCUCCUAGUGGAACAUGUGGACAGUACAAUUUUCAAGAGGACAUGUUUAUACCUUCAAAGUGCGGCAAACUACCUUCUUGAACCGGAUGACAUAUUGGUUCUUGAUAUUGCACAUUCUAUUUACACGAAUUUUGAGCAACAUGAAAGUGCACUUUUAAUUUCAUUACGUCUUGACAAUAUGCAGUACGUGAAACAAAUUUUCAUGUCAUGUGAUGACCUUUUACGGAAGAAGCAAUUAUGCUUUAUCCUUGCUGAUCAUCAUGCAACAUUUGAGCUUGAUGAAGAUAUGUGUGGAGAAGAAGAGUUAGAAGGACUGCAGGAAAUUAUCAACAAUUCUAAAUUAAGCGAAGGCUAUCUUGCUCUUGCUCGUGAUAUCGAAGUGAUGGAGCCUAAAUCCCCUGAGGACAUUUACAAGGCUCAUUUGCUUGAUGGUCGUGGUGCUGGGGCGAAUGUUGACUCUGCAAGACAAAACUUGGCCGCAACAUUUGUCAAUGCAUUUGUGAAUGCCGGAUUUGGACAGGAUAAGUUGAUGACAGUCCCAUCAGAGGCCUCAGGAGGAGGUUCCUCUACAAGUUGGCUUUUUAAAAACAAAGAUCAUGGAAAGACCAGUGCUGCAGCAAGCCUGGGUAUGAUCUUGCUUUGGGAUGUUGACACUGGGCUUUCACAAAUUGACAAGUACUUUCAUAGUACUGAUACUCAUGUAAUAGCGGGUGCUCUAUUGGCUGUUGGAAUAGUCAAUUGUACUGUCAAGAACGAGUGUGAUCCUGCAUUAGCCCUUCUUGCUGACUAUGUAGACCGAGAUGACCCUUCUAUUAGGAUUGGUGCUAUAAUUGGCCUUGGACUGGCUUAUGCGGGAUCUCAACAUGAACAGAUCCGUUCGAAGCUUAUUCCAAUACUCGGAGAUACAAACGCACCACUAGAUGUGAUUGCAUUUACAGCAAUCUCAUUGGGGUUGAUAUAUGUGGGUUCAUGCCAUGAAGAUAUUGCACAGGCUAUUAUAUUUUGCAUGAUGGAUCGGAGUGAGUCUGAACUAGGAGACCCCCUUGCGCGUCUACUGCCACUUGGUCUCGGCCUUCUUUACCUAGGGAAACAAGAUAGAGUAGAGGCCACAGCUGAGGUUUCAAGGACUUUCAGUGAGAAGAUCAGAGAACACUCUGAUAUGACCUUACUUUCUUGUGCUUAUGCUGGAACCGGGAAUGUACUCAAGGUCCAAUACUUCUUAGGUCAAUGUGCUCAACAUCUUGAUAAGGGUGAAACUUACCAGGGACCUGCUGUGCUUGGUAUUGCUAUGGUGGCAAUGGCUGAAGAGCUAGGGGUUGAAAUGGCUAUACGGUCUUUAGAACAUCUUCUGCAGUAUGGUGAACAGAACAUUAGAAGAGCAGUUCCUUUGGCUCUCGGCCUCCUUUGCAUAUCAAAUCCAAAGGUCAAUGUUAUGGAUACGUUAAGCAGACUGAGUCAUGAUUCCGACAGUGAAGUGGCUAUGGCUGCCAUAAUUUCAUUGGGGUUGAUAGGGGCAGGAACUAACAAUGCUAGAAUAGCUGGGAUGCUACGCAAUUUAUCAAGUUACUAUUACAAGGAAGCUAACGUUCUUUUCUGUGUUCGGAUUGCCCAAGGCCUUGUCCAUUUAGGAAAAGGGCUAUUAACGCUCUCACCUUACCACUCUGAGAGGUUUUUAUCAUCUCCGACUUCAUUGGCUGGACUUUUAGUUGUGCUGCAUGCUUGCCUUGAUAUGAAAGCUCUCAUAUUGGGGAAGUACCAUUAUGUGUUGUACUUCCUUACAUUGGCAAUGCAGCCGAGGAUGCUAAUGACAGUAGAUGAGAAUUUGAAACCAUUGUCGGUACCGGUGCGUGUGGGCCAAGCAGUUGAUGUGGUUGGUCAAGCAGGGCGGCCCAAGACAAUCACUGGGUUCCAGACCCACUCCACACCUGUUCUCCUUUCUGCCGGUGACAGAGCUGAACUAGCCACUGACAAAUACAUUUCGCUAUCUCCCAUUCUUGAAGGAUUUGUCAUACUGAAGGAAAACCCAGAUUACAGAGAGGACCAUUAGUCAUAUUCUCCAGGGUCUGGCUACCUUGAAGGGCUCCAUAAAUUGUCAUUUUAAUUUGCAAGAGGUGUAUUUUGAUUCCGCUGUCUUUACUCCCCCACUCCCACCUUGCGACAUUCUCUCCUAUAAAAUUUUACUUUAGUUGAGAGAUAAUUUUAUGAGAGGGAUUCGUCUUUCUCACAUCCACUUUUGUUUAGUGUAAAUUAGAAUUCAGUGGCAAUUGUUUAUUUUGCGACAUUCUUUUUUUGGAAAGAUUUUGCUUGAAAUCUUGAAAAAAAGAGACGUUUCUCCUCUGGUACUACUGUAUCCUUUGAGGGAGCAUGAUGUAUGAUAAUUCGACUUUGGUUCA
Messenger RNA from Cuscuta epithymum, 3158 nucleotides. The record is from the annotation of a GenBank genome assembly. NCBI's taxonomy places the organism in Eukaryota, Viridiplantae, Streptophyta, Magnoliopsida, Solanales, Convolvulaceae.